Messenger RNA from Parasteatoda tepidariorum (common house spider), 3262 nucleotides. RefSeq lists its product as uncharacterized. Gene Ontology annotation, biological process: mRNA 3'-end processing. Gene Ontology annotation, molecular function: RNA polymerase II complex binding. The record is from RefSeq and is a predicted model, not a curated record. NCBI's taxonomy places the organism in Eukaryota, Metazoa, Arthropoda, Arachnida, Araneae, Theridiidae.
GCAAACAAAUAUGGCGAUGAGUUAAUGAGUGUCCAUAAUAAAUUUUCACAACGAUUGUCAAUUCGAUAGUAAACAAGAAGCAGCUUGACAUCACACAUCUUCGAGCCAUAUUUUAUGAAACAUUUGUUUGAUUUUUUAUAAUAACUGUAUAAACAUGCAAUAACCUGGCCUUAUGAUGAAAAGAGGUGCUAAAAUGUCUUCCCGAUAUGCUGUAUUACUUUCAUUUGGAAUUAAUAUUUUUAUAAAAGUUUGCUGAAGUCAAAAGGGAAGAUGUCAAGCUCAAUGUCUGAGGCAAAUCUGGAGAAAAAAUUCCAGACAGCAACUAACACUCAGGAUAGCAUACAGACACUCUCACUGUGGGUUUUGCAUCACAAAGCACAUCAUCAGAAGAUUGUUGGCUCUUGGAUGAAAGUCCUGCAGAAAGCAAAAAUCAGCCAUAGAUUGACCUUAUUUUACCUAGCAAAUGAUGUUGUGCAGAACAGUAAAAGAAAAGGUUUCUUGCAAUUUGUGAAUUCCUUUGCUGAAGUUCUGAGAGAAGCCACCUUGUUAGUUAGAGAUGACAGCAUUAGACCUUCCAUCCAACGAGUUUUCAAUAUUUGGGAACAAAGAAAUGUCUACACUCCUGAAUUUAUUGCAGAUCUCAGGGCUAUUUUGGCUAACAGUAAAGUUCCAGCAUCUGCACCAGCAAAAUUACUUGCACAGUUUAAGCCUGACUCUGUUAUCAAUAAAAUAAGAAAUGUCUCUAAACUUGAUGUGGAGAUAGAUAAAAAGAUGAAAAGUAUAAAUCUGAGUAAACUUAAGGCAACAGAUGCUGAAAUAGUUCAACAAUUCAAAGAUCGAAUCCAUGGUCAAAAGUUUAAACGAGACUUUGAUGACAGUGUCACUCGCCUGGAGGAGUUGAUUAAGCUCUUAGAAAAAGAAAUGACUGAGCGGGCUGAACUUAUUCUGUUACUUGAACAAAGUGAAAUCUAUUAUGACACACAAAAAGGAGAAGCAAAAAUAGUUGCUAAUGCUUACAAAAAUUUUGGUGCAAGAAUAGAUAAACUUCAGAAAAAAUUAGAGGAAAUCCAUUCUAAUUUGCCUAGUCCAAUACCCUCUCCGUCUGUGGAUGCUCCCUCCCCUACCACCUCUGACCAAGAAUUGGAAUUAAAAUUACCCAGUGAGAAUCAGGAUAAAGGAAUGACUUCAUGGUUGGAUGCCUUUUCGAGCAAAAAAGACUCCCUUAAAAUUCUGUCUGAAAAAUCUGAAAUGAAGAAAGACGACAGUAGCAGCCUGGACAGCCGACUUUCUAAUUUGAUGCAAAAUAUGCCAUCUUUACCUGCUAGUCUACAGAAUACUCUAUUUGGCACUAAUUCUUUAUCAGGAAACAACAGCAACAUGGGCGAAACCGUUGAGCCAAAAGCUAGUAUCAAAAAAGACUCUUCAUCCAUUUCUAGUAUCCUUACCCCUGUAAAAGAUGAUUACAGUGGACAGAAUACACCUCUUCAAGAUGAAGAUACUCACUCAGGUCAUGCAUUUUUCUCAAAAUUAGCUUCUAGCAAUAAAACUCAUAGUCCAAAAGACAUUUUGAAAGGUCUUACUAAUUUGAUCCAGUCUGCCUCAGCAGAUAAAGAGGAUGGUCAGAAGAAAGACAAGUUUCCAUCAUUUCUUUCUUCUGAUCCUUUUGAACCUCAAACUGGAAUGUCCACUUUCAUUAAAAGUAUUAUUCCAUCAGUGUCUAAGUCACCACAGAUUUCAUCAUCCCCAUCCACCUUUUUUAACACCUCACAUCAAUCGACUACAUCUGCCCCUGCUAGAACCGUCGCUGGCAGUCAGACAACCACUGUUAAUUCAUAUCAAACUACAUCAUAUAAUAAUGUACCUGCAUACUCGAGUCGUUCUCAACUCAGAUCUUUCAUACCAUCAUUAGUGCCUUCUAAUCCACAAGACAACUUUUUCCCAGCGCAGUCUUUUCCGACAGACGAAUACAAUCCCGAAAUAGAAAUUUUUGACACGGAAAUGGAUCUUGACCCUUGUGAGGAUAGCGAUUCUGAUGUCCCUUCUCCUGAUCACGAACCGCUCUCACCUGUGACCGACAACCCGGUCGCCGAGGCCGUAGAUGUCCCUAGGCCGAUUGCCGAAAGGCGCUUGAGUACCUUAAUAACUCUCGUCACUGAUGACUCACAUGAAGGAAGUCUUCCAGAAAACAAAUCCCUCUCAGAUGAUGCAUACAAAAGUGACAAAGAGAAUUUCACUGAAGGUGCCCCUCAUUGGUUCGACACUUCAAACAAUAUCCCUUCUGUAGCUGGUUCUAUACCUCCACCUCAACCUCAUCUAACAGAAGAUUUUUUCAUCAACAAAGAACCUGACACAGGGUCCCUCACUGAAGACUAUUUCAUUAACAAACAGCCUGAAACAUCUUUACCAGCAUUUUAUACAUCUGCUCCACCUCCCCCAUUACCGCCAGUUAUGUCACCACCUAAUGGUCAAGACAAUAUGUUCAUGAACCCCAUCUCCACGGUUACGGACCCACCAUUAUCUAGGAUUGAAACUAUUCAAUCUCAAAGACAAGGGCCACCCAAUGGACAAUGGUUCAAUGACAAUAACAGUAACUGGCACGAUGACCGUCGAAAUCCUCCGGGUCCUCCGCCUUUUCGGCAUGGACGGCCGCCUAACGGACCAUUCUUUAACGACAAUAGAGACUUUGUUCCUCGUCAGUUUCAACCGCGGCAGAGGUGGGAUCAUAGAGACAGAGAAGAUAAUCAUUUUCAUCAAAAGCGAAAUUACCCGUACGCUCCUCGGCCUUUUGGUUCACCGCAAAACAAGCGAAUGUCUUUCAGGGGUAGAGGAGGUAGAUGGUAAAGGUAGAUAAAAAUUCCUCGAAAGCAAUUAUUGCUUUUAAUUUUUCUGAAGGAUGCCUUUUUUUUUACCAAAAAUGUCAUCUGUACUAAAAUAUCUGCAUUGUCAUUGUUCUCUCACCAUAGAAAUUUAUUACAAAAUUUGUUUUUGUUUUGUUGUAAAUUUGUUUUAACGAAGCUUGUGGUUGCUUCGUGUACACUAUGCAAGAACAGUUAUUUGUUUUGUGGAAAUGGUUAUGUGUAGAAUAUGCAUGAGAAGUUAUGUUUUGAACAACCUUGGUGCAGUUGUUUUAUUGUUUGGGAAAAUUAAAAUAAAUUUUUCAUUCCAAUUUUUAUGCACCGUUCAUUGUAAAAUUAUGCUGCUUUUCAAGCAAAAUUGUAAAAAAAAUACUUAUUGUACAUUAAAAUCUAUAUUAUGAAGUUGA